Molecule: messenger RNA, 731 nt
Organism: Racocetra persica
Lineage: Eukaryota; Fungi; Glomeromycota; Glomeromycetes; Diversisporales; Gigasporaceae
Source: the annotation of a GenBank genome assembly
GUUUUAUUCAAGAUGUUUUUAAUAAUGCAACAGUUUAUGCAAGCGUUGGCGUGUUUGUGGAUCGUGGUUUUGGUAGCACUGACAACACACAUACACUUCCUAAUCCUACGGGCUUUCUUCAUGUUUUUGUACCCUUCUUUGGUGGUGCUGAUGAUCGUGAGGCACUUAAUUUCGUUUUUAGAUUACUUGAAUACCCAAAUGUCAGUGUAAAUGUGGUGAGAAUAAUAAAAUCAGAAAAACCUACUGAUAACGAUGUCACGUUAUUAAAAUCUGAUGCCCACUUCGAGAAUAAUAAUGUAAACGACGAAAAAGAUCAACAAAUUUCGACUAGUUCUGUUAGCGAAACUGUUUCACGUCAAGAUGAUAAAGAAGAUGAAUCCUUUUUAGAAAUGCCCUUAAAAUCAAAAUCUGGAUAUCCUGCGAAAAAUGCACGUAUAAGUUAUAAAGAAGUUUCUUCUUAUACACCAAUACAAACUGCUGUUGAACGCGCCAAAAAAGUUGUCAAUAGAAAAGAUUUAGUUGUUGUAGGGCGUAGUUGUCAUUCGCAUGUGAAUGAACCUCAUCACCAUUAUGAAUUUGGAGAAUUAAUUAAAAAUUUAGGCAACUAUGGUAAUGAUACGCAUAAAUCUUUAGGCUAUGUUUCUGAAGCAUUUUUAGUUGGAGGUGUUAUGGCAAGUCUUUUGGUUUUACAAGCAAAGCAAGUUAAUGAUAAAAACGAGCUGAUUAAAUAA